GUAUAUUGUUGUAGACAGUUCCGUCAAUUAGGGUUUUCGUCGGCCGGAAUUUCCAGACAACCAAGGUCAAAAACUUUGCGGGUCAAGAAGUCGAACAGUUUGAGAAAGAGAAGACGAUUGUUUAGCUCUUCAUUCCAAAGAACAAAGGCAGUUUAGAGUUAUGGCAGAGACUAAACCAUUGAUUGGUCUAAAAUGGGAACCAAAGCUUCCAGGCUUAUCCUUAGACUCGACAACUGGUUCCAGUUUAAGCAAAAGAGCUGAGAGUCACGAAAGCAGUUCGCUCUGGAUGUCUAAGUCAGAGCUUGUCGAUGGUCUUUGUCUUCCACCUAAUGAUCCAAAGAAGAUUAACAAGAUGAUUAGGAAACAAGUCAAAGAUACCACUGGUUCAAACUGGUUUGAUAUGCCUGCACCAACAAUGACUCCUGAGUUAAAAAGAGAUCUUCAGUUGCUUAAGUUGAGAACUGUAAUGGAUCCUGCUCUACACUACAAGAAAUCUGUGUCACGGUCAAAACUAGCUGAAAAAUAUUUCCAGAUUGGAACAGUAAUUGAACCAGCUGAAGAGUUCUAUGGAAGAUUAACAAAGAAGAAUAGAAAAGCAACUCUUGCUGAUGAGUUGGUGUCAGAUCCCAAAACUUCUCAGUACAGGAAGCGUAAAGUUAAGGAGAUUGAGGAGAAGACAAGACUGAUUGCAGCAGAAUUGAAAGAUCCAAUCUCGAGAGCACCAAUGCUUACUUUCAGGCAGUGCUUAAGUUUCUUCAUGGUGCUUUUUGAGUCAUCUGGCACUGACCAUGCUACACAUAAGAGCAUUUUUCGAAAGAAGACAGUUCCAUCAAUUAGGGUUUUCGUCGGCCGGAAGUUCCAGAGGCGUAUCUUGAAUCUAGACAUGGGGUCUCACGAGCAAUCGCCAGAGAAAAGUGAUUCGAGCACUGUGUCUAAGAAAGUUGCGGAGAUUUGGCAGCGAAUGAACGAAGGAGUUCCAAAUAAACGGCUCAAUUUUGCCUCAACCGCCUUGCCCGCUAAAAAACCAGCUAAUAGCAAUUGGAAAAGUUAUCUUGGUGUGGGUGCAAAGAGGAAGGAUCAUUGCGUUUCGAAUGUACAAAAGGAAGAUAGCGUUUUGAAUUAUAGUUGUAGUGAGGAGGCUAAAGGUAUUGCUGCAGCUGCUUUAGCUGCGGUGAGAAAUGCAACUGUAACGGCUGCAGCUGCAUCGAGCCGGGGCAAGAUUGAGAUAACUGAGGUCAAAGACUUUGCGGGUCAAGAAAUCGAAGUAAAGCGGUUAGUUGAAGCGGAUUCAAAGGAAGCAUUUGAGCGGGGAAACAAAGGCUCCUCUUCUUCCUCGGCUGCGCCUUCAGCGGUUGAUGCGGUUCUCGAGCAGAUAAAAAAGAAACAAAAGCUGAGUGUUUUGGACAAGACGAAGAAAGAUUGGGGAGAGUACAAGGAGGAAAACAAAGGAGUUGAAGACGAGCUAGAUAAGUACAAGAAAAGCUCGGAUCAGUAUCUCGACAAAGUUGGUUUCUUGGAGAGAGCUGAUUACAGACAGUUUGAGAAAGAGAGAGACGCUCGUUUAGCUCUUCAGUCCAAGAGAAGACACGAUGAUGUAUGAAAUAUGCCCGACGACUCUUUUAACAUGUAAGAAAUCAUUUUCUCAAGU
Molecule: messenger RNA, 1648 nt
Organism: Arabidopsis arenosa
Lineage: Eukaryota; Viridiplantae; Streptophyta; Magnoliopsida; Brassicales; Brassicaceae
Source: the annotation of a GenBank genome assembly